This is a messenger RNA of Puntigrus tetrazona (Sumatra barb), 2009 nucleotides long. It is a transcript of the gene lancl1, whose product is annotated as LanC antibiotic synthetase component C-like 1 (bacterial). The coding region runs from base 72 to 1289 and encodes 405 amino acids. The transcript is spliced from 11 exons. The record is from RefSeq and is a predicted model, not a curated record. Gene Ontology annotation, cellular component: plasma membrane. Gene Ontology annotation, biological process: peptide modification; carbohydrate metabolic process. NCBI's taxonomy places the organism in Eukaryota, Metazoa, Chordata, Actinopteri, Cypriniformes, Cyprinidae.
UAUUCACAAACCUGCCGUCCUGGGAAGAAGAACUCAACAGUGCAGCGCUAACAGCGGUCACUCCUGAAAAAAUGUCUGAACAACGAGCUUUAAAGAACCCCUAUCCAGAUUACACCGGGCCUGGAUGUGCACAAGAUCUGUUUGACAUGCAGGGAAAUUUGACCCAGCAUUUUGCCAGUUGUAUAAGCAGCAAGAUCAGUGAGCUUCUGGCGGUCAUGGAGAAUGGACUGAAGAACGCUGAUCCCAGGGACUGCACUGGUUACACUGGCUGGGCAGGCAUUGCCCUGCUCUACCUGCACCUCCACAGCACCUUUGGAGAGCCCUCUUUCCUCCAGAAGGCUCUGGACUAUGUCAGCCGCAGUCUGAGGAGUCUAACCCAGCGCUGGGUGACCUUCCUGUGUGGGGAUGCAGGGCCGCUGGCUGUUGCUGCGGUGGUCUAUCAUCGACUCCAGAAACCUCAUGAGGCUGAGGAGUGUGUGAACAGGCUGUUGCAUUUGCACCAGUCAGUAGUGCAGGGGAAAGGCAGGCUUCCUGAUGAGCUGCUCUAUGGCAGAGUGGGUUACCUUUACUCCCUCAUCUUCAUUAACCAGCAAUUUCAACAGGAGAAGAUCCCCAUUCAGUACAUUCAGCAGAUCUGUGAUGCAGUGUUGGCUUCAGGACAGAAUCUGUCUAUCAGGAACAAGAUCCAGGAGCAGAGCCCUCUCAUGUAUGAGUGGUAUCAGGAGGAGUAUAUGGGUGCCGCCCAUGGCCUGUCAGGGAUCUACUACUACUUGAUGCAGCCUGGCUUUGUGGUCGGAGAGGACAGAGUUUACCAUCUAGUCAAACCCAGCGUGAACUACGUGUGUCACCUGAAGUUUCCAUCAGGCAAUUACCCACCUUGUGUCGGAGAUUCUCGGGAUCUUCUGGUGCACUGGUGUCACGGCUCUCCUGGAGUGAUCUACAUGUUGAUACAGGCCUUUAAGGUGUUUGGCGUGAGGCAGUAUCUGGAGGACGCGCUGCACUGUGGGGAGGUGAUCUGGCACAGAGGUUUGCUGAAGAAGGGUUACGGCCUCUGUCAUGGUGCGGCUGGAAACGCAUAUGGCUUCCUGGCCCUUUACAAGAUCACCCAGGAUCCCAAACACCUCUACAGAGCCUGCAUGUUUGCAGACUGGUGCAUGAAUUAUGGAAAACAUGGCUGCCGGACUCCAGAUACACCGUUCUCACUGUUUGAAGGGAUGGCAGGCACAAUUUAUUUCCUGACCGACUUGCUGCAGCCGACUAGAGCCAAGUUCCCGGCUUUUGAGGUGUAAAGACUGUUCCAGACGACUGAGUUUUUUUCGCUUAAGCUUCCCCCCGAGCCAGAAGAACUCGCGCUCUAAUGGUGGAAUAGUACUGUCUCACUCUGCAUGUGCGUCUGUAUGCCGCUGAUCUGUCACAAUUCACGCUAAGUCUUAUGAGAGUUGCUGUACAUGUGGAGAACAGUACCCUGGAGGUGUUAUUUUUGCCCUUAACGGAAGGUGGAUGGGAAUCUAGGCUGUAUAGAUUAGGGUUACUUUGGAACUGUUAAGGAAAGCUGCUUUAAAUAGCUCGAUAUGCUUAACAGAUCGCACUGAUUUUUGUGAAUUUUUGAUGUUACAUGUCCGUUAGUAUUACUUUAAUUAAUACGACUCAUUGAAAAUGAACUGUUUUGAUGUGUUUGUGAGGAUAAAUUCCGAUAUGACAGCAAGGUAAAGUAUGACGUCUUAGUGGUUGGUAAUUAAUCAAACAGCAUCUUUAAGGUGACACUAAAAUACAGUGAUGAUAUGCUUUCUGUAAGAUUAAUGCUUUGCUUUCUGUAUUAGUAAUGUAUUAUUCCUUUUUUUUCUCUCUCUUGAUAAUGCUAGUUGUUAUAUCAGAGGAUGUGCUGCCAACACAAUUUUAGGUUUUAUUCGGUUGUGGAAUAAUUUGUUUUUUAGCAUUUUCAUUUGCCUUUUUUCAUCAGUAUUUGUACAUUUUCAUCUGCCCAGCAAUAAAAAAAAAUAAGGAAAGCA